AUGUUGCGUCGAGCAACUAUCUCCGCUUGUAAUUGUCUAUUGAGGCCACCAGAAUGUGCCGGUUACAACAUACAGACUUCUGGUUUCUUUUUUUAUUAUUAUUUUUUUUAAAAAUACUUUUACAGGCGUACAUCAUCAUAAAGAAAGAGAUGAUCUUCAAAGAUUUUUGGGUAUUUCGAGAUCAAAUAAAGCCAAAGCGAAUCGCAAUACUCACGUAAAUGAAAAGAUGUUUCGAAGAGUAUGCAUUUUUUUCAUUUAAAUUAAAACAUUGAAUUUUUUAAAGAUGCGUGGAAGGAAAACAGUUUUAUUAGAACUGCCGGAAGACUCAGACAAAUCGAAAAUGGAUAACAUGACGCCAAACGAAAUUAGGAUCGAACUUUUGAAAAAAGGAGUGAAUCCGUACAAAGAAGCACAGCCUCGUGUUUGGAACGAAGCUCAAAUUACAUUCCAGUCAAUGUGUUUGUCUAUCUUUCCAAAUCUAAUUACUUUUGUUCAUAUUUCCAGAUGGAAUCGCAGAUCCCUACGUUGCUCCCGAAAAGCCGGCUCCUUUUUUUGGAGGUUCUGACAUCGUUGACGGCGUCAAGAUAAAAGCUGAUGAGUUCAAGGUGAACUCAAGAUUUUCAAUAGAAGUUCAGCCGAAGAUUGCAGAACCGACUACAACAUAAAUUCCAUAACUGGAGGAAUGGUAUAAGUAGGAUUCGAAAGAAGCAAGGAUUUGAGAAAUUUGACGUGAAGGUUUUCAAUUUUACUUGAAGAAUACAUUUAAAUUUAUUCAUUAAACUUCAGACGUUCCCAUCGAAAGCUGAUGAUAUCUACGUGAGCGCUCACAAGGCGUUACAAUCUCGGGAUAAAGCUCUCCUAUUAAAGUAUAUAACUGAAUACGCUUUUUGCGGUUUGUUUAUUUGAUUAUUUUUUUCUCGAAUAAAAAAAUGAGUGUUCAGAAAAAUGUGGCCAGAUGCGGAAAAACGGGUCGGUUGUGUUCGAAAUGAUGGAGAGGGUCGAACCUAGCAAAGUACGCUAUCAGCAACUUUUAAAAUUCAUUAUCUUAUUUCCCAUUUUCAGGUAGUAGCCGUCCGAUGUUUCGACAACCCUCCCAAAAGCGGCAACGAUAUCGCGCAGCUGACGGUUCGAAUGCAUACCCGACAGGUUUUUAGGUUGAAAUAUAUAAACUAUCAAGACAAAAGUUUUUAGAAACUCGCCAUUUACGACAGGUUUGGGCGGCUACUUCUUGGUUCUGAAAAUGAACCCAAAGAUGUGAGAUUUCCCGACUUUUUCUUUUCCUUUACAUAUUUAUAAUUUUGUGCUAUGCAGUUUAAACCGCAGCCUUAGUUCAUCUACUUUUGCGUACUAAACAUUUCUGCAAUAUUCGUCCUUUUGCCAAGAGUAAGGAUUAAGGUAGUGGAAUACGUAGUUUUCGAGAACCAUAUUGCGGUGAUCGACGGCGACUGGCGGCUCCAUGGAAAGAUUUAUCCGUCUUGGGUUCCCAUAAAACAGCCGGCCAUUCAAACUUGCCUCCUUUCCGCUUCAGAAGGUCUUCUUUUUUUUCCUAUCCAACAUUAUCUACUUCGUUUCAGUUGAACAAUUGACAACUGUAGCUUCCGAUCUGCCUCUUCGAACAGAAGAAAUGGAAAAGCAACGAAAGAAAGAGAAGAGCGAGGAUGACUGA
Molecule: messenger RNA, 1666 nt
Organism: Caenorhabditis auriculariae
Lineage: Eukaryota; Metazoa; Nematoda; Chromadorea; Rhabditida; Rhabditidae
Source: the annotation of a GenBank genome assembly